UGAACGGCGGCCAUUUACGAAGAACUACACCGUUGAAGUCACAUCUUAACGAAAAGAAUUCCAUUCCCGCGUUAGUAGUGGCUUACUCUCUAAGCUUUCCGGUUACGGUGUAUGUCAUUCAUGGUGUCCCAAUGACCCUUCACAAUUUGUGCCGUCUAUCAUUCUGACACGUGACAAUCUUUAAAUUUCAACCGUUAAAAAAAUAUUUAAAGUUUGCACUCGAGUCGAGAGAAUUUCGAGAUACUGAAAAAUGGCGGUGCCGCUUUUUGCCAUUAAAAUGUGAACACGUUUUCUUCCAUUCCAAAAACUGAUUCCCGUUAUAUAUAUUCUUAUCAGGUACAAUCUGUAAUAUUCAGAUUCGCUUAUUGUGGUUUCCUAAUGGUCGAAUACUUUGCUGUAAAAGUUUUGAAAAUUCUCCUAUUGCUUUUCUUUUCACGGUGGAACUGCAGCGAAUCCUUUCACGUCGCAUCCACUACUUUUUAGAUGUGUAUAUAUACCUCAAUACAUAAGAGCUAAUCUGCGCUGCGAUCGAAAUAUAAGUUUCGGUUUCUCUUUAUACGAUCCAGCGUCAUACUUUGGGCAGCUACAUCUUGAGUUGAUAUGGCUUAUGUCAGCAAUGGUUUUGAUGAAAAUAAUCAGCAGGCUGAUAUUGGUGCAGUAAUCUGUAGUGGACGAGAAAUUCUUCUUCAGGGUUUUAACUGGGAGUCUCAUAAAUAUGAUUGGUGGAGAAAUUUAGAAAGGAAAGUACCUGACAUUGCAAAAUCUGGGUUUACAUCUGUAUGGUUACCACCAGCAACUCAUUCCUUCUCACCUGAAGGUUACUUACCACAGAACCUUUAUUCCCUUAAUUCUUCUUAUGGUUCUGAACACCUUCUCAAAUCAUUACUACAAAAAUUGAAGCAGAGCAAAGUUAGGGCAAUGGCUGACGUAGUUAUCAAUCAUCGCAUUGGUACUACGCAAGGUCAUGGUGGAAUGUAUAACCGUUAUGAUGGUAUUCCGUUAGCAUGGAGUGAGCAUGCAGUUACAUCUUGCACUGGUGGUUUGGGCAAUAGAAGCACAGGGGACAAUUUUCAUGGCGUACCAAAUAUUGAUCAUAGCCAGCAUUUUGUACGGAAAGACCUUAUAGGUUGGCUGCGGUGGCUGCGUAACACAGUUGGUUUCCAAGAUUUCCGUUUUGAUUUUGCACGAGGUUACUCAGCUAAAUAUGUAAAAGAAUAUAUCGAAGGAGUAAAGCCCAUGUUUUGUGUUGGGGAAUACUGGGAUUCUUGCAACUACAAUGGACAAGGCUUGGACUAUAACCAAGAUAGCCAUAGACAACGAAUUAUCAAUUGGAUUGAUGGAACAGGACAACUUUCUGCUGCAUUUGACUUCACCACAAAGGGAAUUCUUCAGGAAGCUGUUAAGGGGCAAUUCUGGCGUCUGCGUGAUUCCCAAGGGAAGCCCCCAGGUGUAAUGGGAUGGUGGCCUUCAAGGGCUGUCACAUUCCUUGAUAACCAUGACACAGGCUCAACACAGGCCCAUUGGCCGUUCCCCUCGAAUCAUAUUAUGGAGGGUUAUGCAUACACACUCACACAUCCAGGGAUCCCAACAGUGUUUUACGACCACUUUUAUGAUUGGGGUGACUCCAUUCACAACCAAAUUGUUAGAUUGAUGGAUGUUCGUCGGCAGCAGGGCAUCCACUCUCGAUCAUCGAUUAAGAUUCUGGAGGCUCAACCAAACCUCUACUCGGCAAUAAUUGGGGAGAAAGUGUGCAUGAAGAUAGGAGAAGGUUCGUGGUGCCCCGCUGGCAGAGAGUGGACACUAGCCACUUCUGGUCACAGAUAUGCAGUAUGGCAAAAAUAAGUGUCCCCUACCGAGCAUUUCUAAUGGAUAACUCUAGAAUCAGAUUCUGGCACACCAAACAAAUUGCCUAUCCAGGCAUUCCUUAAGGACCAUAGAUUCGAGGGCUCACUUAUAGAGAUUUAUUAGAAGACCUUACCAAUGACAGAUAAUAACUACAUUAGCUUUUCCUGAUUAAGCAAAUUAUGGCUUUGUGAAAAUCAUCCUUCUGUCCAACCAUUUGAUAUGUUUUUUAAUUUUGUGUUUUGGUUACAAAGGCAGACAAGGAAAUGAAGAAGUUGUUCCAUGUA
This is a messenger RNA of Mangifera indica (mango), 2129 nucleotides long. RefSeq names its product probable alpha-amylase 2. The coding region runs from base 601 to 1842 and encodes 413 amino acids. Gene Ontology annotation, biological process: carbohydrate metabolic process. Gene Ontology annotation, molecular function: alpha-amylase activity; calcium ion binding. The record is from RefSeq and is a predicted model, not a curated record. NCBI's taxonomy places the organism in Eukaryota, Viridiplantae, Streptophyta, Magnoliopsida, Sapindales, Anacardiaceae. The transcript is spliced from 14 exons.